This is a messenger RNA of Malus domestica (apple), 3249 nucleotides long. The record is from RefSeq and is a predicted model, not a curated record. NCBI's taxonomy places the organism in Eukaryota, Viridiplantae, Streptophyta, Magnoliopsida, Rosales, Rosaceae.
GCCGUUGCCUCCCUCCGCCUCACUACUUCUCCUUACACCCACUCUCUACCCUCCUUUUAUCUCUUCACCGCUCAAACCCCCAACCGAUUCCAAACCCUACACCUUAGGGUUUAUCAAUUUCAAUCUCUCUCUCUUUUUCUGAAAAAUUCAAUUUAGGGUUUUCGUCACUGUAACAGAGGCUGACCAAUUUCCAAAGAUGUCGAAGAGAAAAUUCGGAUUCGAAGGCUUUGGCAUAAACAAGCAAUCAAGCUUCGAUUUCGAGCGGUCACAGCAAGCCCCUCAGCGGCUCUACGUCCCUCCGUCGUCUCGCGGCGGAAACAGCCACGACAACUUCGAAGACACCGACCUCGACAACAUCGAUUACGACGACAACGAUGGUUCCAAUGACCCCGGGAAUGACAACAGCCACGGCGACGGUGGCGGCGGUGACGAGGAAGUAGAUCCUCUGGAUGCUUUCAUGGAGGGGAUUCACGAGGAGGUGAGGUCAGCUCCGCCGCCGAAGCCGAAAGAGAAAGCCGAGAAGUACAAGGACGAUGAGGAGGAGGAUCACAUGGAGAGUUUUCUGAGGGCUAAGAAGGACGUGAUGCUCACGCUGGCAUCGGAUGCUUUACACGCCGGAUAUGACUCCGACGAGGAGGUAUAUGCGGCCGCCAAGGCCGUCGAUGCCGGGUUGUUGGAGUACGAUUCGGAUGAUAAUCCCAUUGUUCUUGACAAGAGGAAGAUCGAGCCAAUUCCAGCUCUCGAUCAUAGUUCAAUCGACUACGAGCCUUUUAAUAAGGAUUUUUACGAGGAGAAAGAGUCGAUUUCAGGGAUGAGUGAGGAGGAUGUUUUUGAGUACAAGAAGAGCUUGGCCAUCCGUGCGUCGGGUUUUGAUGUGCCAAGGCCGGUCAAGACAUUUGAAGACUCUGGAUUUUCUUCACAGCUGAUGACUGCCAUAAAAAAACAAGACUAUGUAAAGCCGACACCGAUACAGUGCCAAGCUCUACCCAUAGCUUCCGGGAGAGAUAUCAUUGGUAUUGCGAAAACUGGUUCUGGAAAGACUGCUGCUUUUGUCCUUCCAAUGAUUGUCCACAUUAUGGAUCAGCCAGAACUUCAAAAAGAAGAGGGUCCUAUUGGAGUGAUAUGUGCACCUACUCGAGAGCUGGCGCACCAAAUAUACUUAGAGUCCAAGAAAUUUGCUAAAUCACAUGGGAUACGUGUCUCUGCUGUAUAUGGUGGAAUGUCUAAGCUUGAUCAGUUCAAAGAACUUAAGGCAGGAUGUGAAAUAGUUGUUGCUACUCCCGGGAGAUUAAUAGACAUGCUUAAAAUGAAGGCACUGACAAUGAUAAGGGCAACUUACCUAGUACUUGAUGAGGCUGAUCGGAUGUUUGACCUUGGGUUUGAGCCUCAAAUUAGGUCUAUUGUUGGUCAGAUUCGACCAGACCGACAGACAUUGCUCUUUUCUGCAACAAUGCCUCGUAAAGUUGAAAAGUUGGCUAGGGAGAUUCUCUCUGAUCCUAUAAGAGUUACAGUGGGUGAGGUGGGAAUGGCCAAUGAGGAUAUCACUCAGGUUGUUCAUGUAAUUCCCUCUGACGCUGAGAAGUUGCCCUGGCUUCUUGAGAAGUUACCUGGGAUGAUUGAUGAGGGUGAUGUUCUAGUGUUUGCUUCAAAAAAGGCUGCAGUGGAUGAGAUCGAGUCACAGCUUGCACAGAAAGGUUUUAAAGUCACAGCUCUGCAUGGUGACAAGGACCAGGCAUCUCGGAUGGAUAUUCUGCAAAAAUUUAAAUCUGGCAUUUACCAUGUUCUUGUUGCAACUGAUGUUGCUGCCCGUGGUCUUGACAUCAAGUCAAUUAAGUCAGUUGUGAACUUUGAUAUUGCAAAAGACAUGGACAUGCACGUCCAUCGAAUUGGUAGAACAGGUCGUGCUGGUGAUAAGGAUGGCACUGCAUACACUCUUAUUACACAGAAAGAGGCACGUUUUGCUGGUGAGUUGGUUAAUAGCUUGGUUGCUGCUGGUCAGAUUGUUUCCACGGAGCUCAUGGACCUUGCGAUGAAGGAUGGGAGAUUCAGGUCCAAACGUGAUUCAAGAAAAGGAGGUGGAAAGAAAGGUAGAGGGAGGGGAGGUGGUGGCGGUGGUGGUCGAGGUGUGCGUGGGGUGGAUUUUGGUCUGGGAAUUGGAUAUAAUACGGAAUCCAAUAAUUCUUCAUCGCAUACCGUUGCUAGUCGACCUGCUACAGUAACUCCUGUGAGGACAGGAAUGAUGUCACAGUUCAAGACUAAAUUCGUUGCUGCUUCAUCCAACUCUCCAAGUCAAGCUUCAGGUAACAGCUAUAGUGCACCCAGCAGACCAGCAUUACGAGGAUUUGUAUCUGGUGGUUCAAUUGGUGGGGAUGUAUAUAGAACUCAGGCAACCAGUACAAUUACUCCUGCUCUUACUCCCGCUCCUACUCCCGCUCCUACAUCUUCUCAGAACUCUGGAGUAAAUGCAAAUCAGAAGCCCUCUGAAAGUUCUAGAGAUAAACCUAGAGAAAGGCGGAGGCGCUCUGGUUGGGACUGUUGAUCAUACAGUUGAACUGCGCCACUCUCACAUGGAUGAGAAGUUUUGUUUUUGAUGUAGAAGAUCCAAGUCCUGAUAUGCCUGUAUUAUUGUUGAUCUUGCUGGAGGAAAUUACUUGUCCAGAAAUCAAAAGUUAAAAAGGACAGGAUAGAGUGUUCAAGAUCAAGUCCUCAAGUGGUCUAUACAAACGAUAUUCGAUGUUCACCCAAAAUUUUAAUUUCAAAGUAGGUAUGUUGUUGAGUGGGGAGAAGGUGAGUAGAUAUUACUUCUCUCUGUUAGAGUUAACUUGUUACUUGGCGUCACAAUUCCUGUAUGACAUUUUAUUUGAUAGUUCCUUACCACUGAGAGCCUCUUCAUCGACUUGCUUUGGAGGUUGUAGUCUAUGUUGGAUGUUUUACAGAUUUGUAAUUUAUAAGGCUUGGUUGUUGUUGUUUUCGUUGUACCGCGUGGCUGCAUUUUCCCACCAAAACUCUCCUCUCCUCGUCCAAAAACCAACAAAUCAAAGGUUUCAACUGGAGCAGAGAAGGUCACUCACCGAGCUAUGAAGGCCACUGUCGUCCGUAAUUCUUACCAAAUCAAAAGCGUGCGUGAGGCCGUCACGUAGUUGAAAUUGUAGCUAGACGUACAAACAUAGCAUUUGUAUGACCAAAGCCAAGGGAACGUAUAACUGUGUAUAUAUUUGUAUUAAGAGUAUCAAAUUAUGAGUGUGCAAA